AUGGCUCCCAGUUCAGACACGGCGAAAACCCCAGCGCCGGCACCAAUGAACAGAGCCAGAAAUAUGGCCACCCACACCAAUGGCAACUCUGCGGAAAGGCCACCGAGCCAACCAGUCCAGGCAGCCAAGGCUGUAGCUUUCCAUGACCCCUUCAAUGGUAGUGGUGCAACGACGAGCCACGCCAAUGGUAUCCCUACCCCUGUGCCGUCGCCGCUCCCGGAGCUCUUCAUCGAGAAAGGCUCUCAUCGCAUUCAGUCCUUCGGUGUCCAUGAAAACGACAGCGCAGGACCGUCUCGAAUCCAUGCGAGAAUACGAUCGUGGGGUGAUGACGCCAAGGGUACCAACGCCUUCCCGCGCAUCUCGAAGCCGACGGAGCUAAUGCGUAGUUCGUAUGACUGCGUUGUUAUCGGCUCCGGCUAUGGCGGCGGUGUUGCCGCAUCCCGCAUGGCCCGCGCCGGAGAAUCCGUCUGUCUGCUGGAACGCGGGAAGGAGCGCUGGCCCGGCGAGUACCCGAGUGAUAUGGGCGAUGCGCUGGACCAGGUCCAUUACUCGGGCGAGUUUGCCCCGGGCUGGCUGCCCAAGAAGAUCGUGAACGGCGGUGACCCGACGGGCAUGUACCAUAUCAUAUUCGGCAACGGCCAGAAUGCCAUCGUUGCCAAUGGACUUGGUGGGACUAGUUUGAUGAACGCAAAUGUAUAUUUACGAGCCGACAAGGCGACGCUGUCCAUGGAAAUGUGGCCCGAAGAGAUCAGGAAUGAUCCAAGCAGCUUGGACCAGUACUUUGAAAAGGUCGAAGAGGUGCUCGAGCCAAAGCAGUACCCGAAAGAAUGGCCCGAUCUCCCCAAAUUGGAUCUGCUUGAAAAGCAAGCAAACCACUUGAACAUGGGCAAGAAAUUCAGGAGAGUGCAUCAGACGACACGCUUCCACAAUGGGCCAAACAGUUGUGGUGUCGAGAUGGCCCCUUCGGCGCUUACGGGUCAAGACGCCACAGGACUGAACGACGGAUCCAAGAACACCACUCUGGUCACCUACUUGGCCGAUGCGUGGAAUUGGGGUGCCGAGAUGUUCUGUGAGUCUGAAGUACGGUACAUCACCAAGGCUCCAGAUCGAGAGGGGUACAUCGUCUACUUCGCUUGGCAUGGGAGAAACCGAGGGCACUUCAAGGCUAACCUCCACGGCGAUCUAAUGUGGGUGCACGCCAAGAAAGCCGUCUUCCUCGGGGCCGGUGCGAUUGGCACGACUGAGAUCCUGCUGAGGAGCAAGGAGAUGGGAUUGGACAUGAGUGAACAAGUCGGCCAGAACAUGAGUGGCAACGGUGACAUGUUGGCAUUCGGAUAUAACACGAACCACGAAGUGAACGCCGUAGGAAGUCCUUUCCCUUCCCCUUACCACCCAGUCGGACCUUGUAUCACCGGCAUCAUUGACAACAGAGAGGGUCACGAAAAUCCUCUGGACGGAUACGUCAUUGAAGAGGGCACCGUCCCCAAGGCCUUGGCGCCCUUCCUUCAGGCCAUGCUUGAACUCCUGCCCGGUAGCGUUGCGCCCCAGGGCGAGUCCCUAAUCGAACAGUUCCGAGCCAAUCUGGCCCGGGCGGGCAGUCUCUUCCUCGGCCCUUAUUUCCGCCAGGGCGCUAUCGAGAGGUCGCAAGUGUUCCUCGUUAUGUCACACGAUAGCAACCAGGCCAUCCUGACGCUCAAAGAAGACAAGCCCGUUCUGGAGUUCCUUGGCGUUGGUCGUAGCGACCAUGUCAAGUACUUGAACGAUAUUCUGGGAAAGGCGACUCGCGCUGUAGGCGGAACUUUUGUCCAGAACCCUUUCUAUUCCCUCAUGAAAGAGCAGCAAAUCACGGUUCACCCGAUCGGUGGUGCUUGCAUGUCUUCAGAUGGCACUGGUAAGAGUGGUGCCACCAACCACUUUGGCGAAGUAUUCGCUGGGGAGGGCAGAGAGACCCACCGAGGUCUUAUUGUUACCGACGGCGCAGUGAUCCCUGCUGCGCUUGGUGCCAACCCACUCGCAACCAUUACGGCCCUCGCAGAACGAUCCCUUGACGUUUAUGCUAAGCGGGAACGGUUGCGAAUCAGCACCCGUAAGAACGGGAUCCUCGAUCUCUUUGGGUCUCCUCAAUAUUCCCAUCACAGCCGGAGAUGGUUCGACGACGAGGACGAUAGAGAGGAGAGCAUGAGCAUUUCUAGUGCCAAGACAGUCAUCAACACAGCUGAGCGCCUGAAAGACGGUGGCUUUGGCUUCACCGAGGUCAUGUCGGGCUUCAUUCAUCGCGACGAAGGCCUGAAGCGGGACUGCCGACAAACUUACGAGCUGGCUGCUAGGAUGGCCGAAUCUCGUUGCGAGUCGGCCCGGUUCUUCCUCAGCGUGCAGUCCUUCAACACUCGGUCUGUUGUAAACGAUCCCGAACAUCGGGCGAUGCUUACCGGCACCUUUUCUUGCCCGACCAUCCCAGGAUCUCCCUUCAUGGUGCAACGGGGCGACUUCAACCUCUUCAGACAGGACCUCAAGGCGCCGGGUACCAGGAAUCUGAUCUACAAUUUCCACAUGCGCGGGGUCGACGGCAGGCUACUUCGCUUCCGUGGCUACAAGGUUGUCGACUCUUCUGUGGCACUGUCGCCCAUGCAGUUCUGGCGUGCUACUAGCACUCUAUACGUCACCAUCACGGAGCCUUACGUCGACAACGAGUACGACGAAGACGAGGCCGAGGAUGAUCUUGGAGCCAGGGGUAAAAUCAUCGCCAAGGGCAUCAUGAAGAUUCAACCGGCAGACUUUGCCAGUCAGAUGCUGACGGUCACGCCGACGGGCAGCAGCCUCCUAAAAAAGGUAGUGAGCGCGACGAGCUUCUUGACCUACUUCACCCGCAAGUCGAUGUCGCUGUUCCUGGCGCCCCUUACGCCGUUGCAGUACCCGACUCAAAGCUACAAGGGCUACGUCAACGACACCCCGCCCAGUGCUACUUGGACCAUCGAAGCCGAGGACGGUUGCAUUUCCAAAAUGCACAUGUGGGAGCCUACUCACAUCGUCGACGGAGAGGCCAAGAACCUCUUCAUGGUCCCGGGAGCAGCCGUAGACCACCAGAUUUACGCCCUGCCAACCAUCCGGUACAAUGCGGUCAACUACUUCACCCGAGCGGGAUACCGCGUCUUCAUCACAGUGCACCGCAUCGGCAUGGUCAUGGCCGCGCAGAAAGACUGGACGACCUUCGACGCGCGUCUCGACAUCAAGGCGUGUCUCGAGACGAUUCGCAAAGAGUACGACACGAAGCCCAUCUACACCAUCGCGCACUGCAUGGGCAGCGUGGCGCUCUCGACCGGCCUUCUCGAUGGCACCAUCCCCACCGAUUGGAUCUCGGGCGUGACCUGCAGCCAGGUCUUCAUGAACCCCAUGUGGAACACCAUGAACCUCAUCAAGGCCAUGGCGGCGCCCGUCCCGCUCGACCGCGCCUACAAGGCCGUCGCGGGGUCCUGGUUCAGCUGCAGUACGGGACCGGACGACAGUUUUGUCCAGAAGGCGUUUAAUGAGAUGCUACGCUUUAUGCCUGAUGAGCGGAAGGAGCUCUGCAAUAACGCGAGUUGUCACCGCACUGCGCUGGUGUUUGGAAGGUGCUGGAAUCAUCACAACCUCAACGAGGCUACGCAUCGCCAGAUCGACCGUUUCUUCGGCGGCGUCAAUAUGACGCUGCUGCAUUUGCUCAUGAAGCAGGGGGUCGAGGGGGGCGUCAUGUCUAAUACCCCGCUGUGCGAGCGCCUUGAUACGCGGGAGAAUAUUCUGAGGCUGAGGGGCAUCCCGUUCCUCUUAUUCGUAGGACGCGACAACGCCGUGUUGAGCCCCGCGAGUACCGAGAAGACGUACGAGAAGCUGUGCGAUGCGUUUGGAACGCGGGAUUUGCAUGAUGGAGAGGGGCUGCAGUAUAAGAGGAGGGUGGUGCCCGAUUAUGGACAUUUGGACUGUUGGAUGGGGCGGAAUGCCUGGAAGGAUGUGUACCCGUUUGUGAGGGAGGAGGUCGAUCGUGUUGUUAGGGGGGAGAAGUAUGUUUUUAAGGAGCCGAGGGAUAGAUUUUUGGACAUGGUGGAGAAUGGGUUGUUGAAUUAUUAG
Molecule: messenger RNA, 4101 nt
Organism: Pseudomassariella vexata
Lineage: Eukaryota; Fungi; Ascomycota; Sordariomycetes; Amphisphaeriales; Pseudomassariaceae
Product: glucose-methanol-choline oxidoreductase
Exons: 4
Coding region: 1-4101 (1366 amino acids)
Molecular function (GO): flavin adenine dinucleotide binding; oxidoreductase activity, acting on CH-OH group of donors
Source: RefSeq, a predicted model, not a curated record